Molecule: messenger RNA, 6176 nt
Organism: Strigops habroptila (Kakapo)
Lineage: Eukaryota; Metazoa; Chordata; Aves; Psittaciformes; Psittacidae
Gene: SYNGR1
Product: synaptogyrin 1
Exons: 4
Coding region: 121-702 (193 amino acids)
Cellular component (GO): synaptic vesicle membrane; neuromuscular junction
Source: RefSeq, a predicted model, not a curated record
CUCGUCGCCGCCGCCGGGCUGCCAGGCACGGCUCGGCAGGGCUCGGCGCGCCUCGGCUCGGCUCGGCUUGUCUCGGCACGGCCCGGUACCGCCUGCCGAGCCCCCCGCCCGCUUCCUGCCAUGGACGGGGGCGCCUUCGGAGCGGGGAAAGCCGGCGGCGCCUUCGACCCGCAAGCCUUCAUCCGGCAGCCGCAGACCCUCCUGCGGCUCCUCUCCUGGGUGUUCUCCAUCGUGGUGUUUGGCUCCAUUGUCAAUGAAGGAUACAUAAACCGUGCGGACGAGACACAAGAGCACUGCAUUUUCAACCACAAUCGCAAUGCCUGCAACUAUGGCAUUACGGUGGGUGUCCUCGCCUUCCUCAGCUGCCUUCUUUACCUGGCUCUGGAUGCCUACUUCCCGCAGAUCAGCAGCGUCAAGGACCGCAAGAAGGCAGUGCUCUCAGACAUCGGAGUCUCAGCCUUUUGGGCAUUCCUCUGGUUCGUUGGCUUCUGCUUUCUGACCAACCAGUGGCAAGCGUCAAAAGAAGAGGACAACCCAAUGAAUGAGGGAGGGGACGCAGCCCGAGCAGCCAUCACAUUCUCGUUCUUCUCCAUCUUCACCUGGGGCUCCCUCACAUUUCUGGCUUUCCGGAGACUCAGAGACAUUACUUUUCAGGAAGAGUACAAUACCCUGUUCCCUAACUCCCCGUCCUUGCUGCCUUAGCACCCCUCGCUGAUGGGGAAUUUAGGGGAAGGGAUGGAAGGAUGCAGCUGGAGGAGGUUACUGAGUAGAGACAGUUCCAAUGCUCUGACCAUGGGUGUGUGGUCACUGUAGGGCACAGGGUGGGAUGACAUGGGCCAUUGAACUGGAGUGAGGUUGUCCACUGAGCGGGGAUCUCCCUCCAGGGAGUUGGAACUGGCAAUAUCUUCUCCUCCUCCUCCUCUGCUCCCUUCUCUCCCUUACUUGUACUCUAACUAAUGCUGCGUAACACUGCUGUGCCUUUCUUAUGAUGACUGCUCAGACCUAAUACUUCAGGAGAUGCCCUCUGCCCCAACCACUUUAUCUCCUCCAUUUCCUCUGAGCCUUUAUUCCCCAAAAAUCUUUCCCCCCAUCACCUGCUAGACUGCUCACCUCUACCAGGGAUGCUCUGGGACAAGAAGCCAUGCCUGCUGGGGUGUGUGAUGCAGAACCCAUGCCUGGGCUCCCUCAGUCCACCAAAGGGUGCCCGCAGUGCCUGGGGUAGGAGGCAGCAGUAUGCUUGCUAACUGUCCCCUGGUCUGGGAAGCAGCCGCCUUGCCUCCUGCUGCUCCUUCCCAAGGUCUAUGCUGCACCCUGUGGAUGUUGGCCAGUGAGGGUGUUAUAGGGGAUGACCACUACCUCGCUACUCCAGGUCAAAUCCUGCUCUCCUUCCUGGCCUCUGGCUGUGUACCUCCAGCCUGGCAGGCAAGCGUUCUGCUGUGUUGCUGAAGCACAUUGCCUUCCCAGGGGCAGGAGGGGCUGAGUGGGAUAACCACACGCCAACUGAGCCUCUGCGACCUGUGCCAUGUGGGUGAAAGCCCACCACUGGGCAGGAGGUGCUCAGCACACCCCAGAGUCAGUGGGAAACCCCAGCAGGCUGCAGGCAGGCAGCUGGGCUUGCAGCCAUCCCUGCCUGCCCUCCUCUCUCCCAAUGGCUCGUGCUUCCUAUAGGGUAUUUGAACUUCCUUGCUCUCAGGGGUGUUUCACCGUCAGGCUGCCCCGUGGGCCUCACUCACUAACCCGUAACCACUACUAACCCCACUUUUGUUUGUUUCUCUUUCUCGGUAUGUUCCCCCUCUCUUUCUCCCCUCCCCUCUCUGCUUCCCGUCUCUUCCCCCCACCUCCUCCCUUAAAGGUGGGCCAGGCAUUCCUGGCGUAUCAGCGUUUCCGGCUGGGUGCCGAUUCGGCCCUCUUCUCCCAGGACUACAUGGACCCAAGCCAGGACUCCGGCAUGCCUUAUGCUCCCUACACGAACGAGGAGGAUGCUACAGAUGCGGUGGGGACUUACCAGCAGCCCCCUCCAGCAGAUGCUUUCGACACCGAGACACAGGGGUACCAGACGCAGAACUACUGAGCCACCGAUGCCCCUUUCCCUUCCUCUUUCCCUUCUGCCCCCUUUCCCACUGCCGGCAAAAAGCCGAGGCACAAACCAGACACGUGUGUAGUGGCACAAGAGGUGGCUCUCAGCUAUGCUCCAGCCUUCUGGGUCAUCUGUUUUUAGUUAUUGUUUUUAAAAAAGGAAGAAAAAAAGACAAAGAAAAAAAGUUUCCCCAUCACCUCUUCCUUCUCCUCCUACCCCCCAAAACUACCUGCCAGAACCAAAUUCUUCCAAAAUCUGCCACCACAUUGUGACAGGAAGGUCCCCCCUUCCCUCCUCUCCCACCUGCCUCACUGUGGAGGGCAGAGUCUGGCUGGUGGGCAGGAGAGGGGCUACGACACCAGCAGGGCAAGGGAGAGGGUGUUGCAGGCAGAAGGGAAGGAGUGAGAGGGACCUUCCUAGAAGAGAUGAUGUUGCUAAAGGCUGGAGUAGAUGUGGGAGCAUCCGAAUUGGGCUGCAGGGCCUGGUGGCUCAGGGAGAGGGAUGGUGGUGGAGUCAGCAUGCAGGAGUGUGAGGGUGGAGGGUAGUGGGAAUGGCAUCCCCCAUGCCAAAGCCAGGAGGGCUUUUCUCUGCUACAUGCUAGUGAGGGAGGGGUGCUUUGUUUUUAGAGGUUUUGGGGAGAAGUGGUAUUGGGGGGGCCCACAAAGAGAUACAAUAGGAAGGGAAGGAGGAAGAUUUGCAGGUACAAUCAAAAACCACAGGCAUGUCUGUAGGUUGCAGCGAGAGAUUCAGCAGAGCAGAGGGGCAGUGCCAUGAAAGUCACUCCUUCCCCAGCCCCCUUGGAUUGAGGUGGAGGUGAUGUCCUGCUCGCAGCUCUUCUCAAACCAGUGUUUGGUGAGGCAGGAGGAGAGCCAUGUCCAGUCCCCCGCCCCAGACACAGUGCCUGUGGGAGGAAAGUUGAAGGAGUUGGGCUUCUAAGGGGUGCUGAGAGCCCUCGUCCCCAGCUGGGCUGGUUCGAGAAGGAGAGGAAAGCUUUGGCAUUUCACCCUGGGCAGGACGAAUAGAAGAAAGCCAGUUUCUCUCUUCAGGUCCUCCUGAACCCUCCAUUCCUCUGCUACCACAGUGCAAAGCCUCUUGCUGGCACCAUCUUUGUAGCACACAGGAAUGGAGCAGGACUCCCCCUGGGAAGAAAUACUGCUUCUGGGAUGCCCAGCAUGUGUCUGGCUCUUGCACAAGGGGUGCAACCAAGCAGGGAAGAGUUCUGCCCCACACGGCUGUGCUCUGCCUCCCACUCAGAUGGAGAGGAGGUCUUGGUCUGCAGAGAACUGGUUGGGGAAAGACUGAGCUCUCUGAAAACUGGUCUUGCUGUAUUUGCCAUAUAGCGCAUCUUCUGCAGCAUCUCAGCUCCUGGCUGUCUUUAAAGCCUCGCCUAGGUGGCAGUAGUGACUCUCAGAUAGAGCCUGUAUGCACAUCAUUACACACUCAUGAUUUUGCUUCUGGUGCAAAGACACAGCUGUGGAAACACACUCUUUAUUCCAGAAUAGAAGUAAGGUCUAUGUGUGAAGACGGUCCCUAAAGGGAAAUAAUUCAGCAAUAGUCAGCUGGACAAUUCACCCCAGCCCGACAUCUCUCAGAGCACAAGCGGCAGGGUAUGCCUUGCAGGAGUGAGGAGCUCCAUCCUCCAGGCAGCCAUCCUGCUCCAUGCAACACUGGCCUCAGUAGCAGAGAUCAGGAGCAGAUCCAAAAUCCAUAGGUGCUCCCCCUGAGUGUCCAGCCUAUUCCCCGUAGCAGCCUUAGGAGUUGGGAGGAUGGGACACAGGUCUGGCCUGUGACUAUGUGAACAUCUCACAUCUUACCAGUCCUUCCCUUCCUCCCAGUGUGAUUCCUCUCCAGCUGCCCCACAAUGAUAGGGAAGGGGUAGAAACUGUAAAGCUGCAGGCCCCAAGAGGGAAAAGGGGUAGUUGUUCUCUGCUGUAUAUAGGCACUGUUUCUAGCUGCUCCUAACCAGUGCUGCUGGUGGCUGUCCCCAUGGCUUGUCCUCCCCAUGGCUUGCACCCCUUUGCUGGUGGUUAACCACUGGUGAGGACAGGAGAGGGGGACCAGCUAGCCCCAUGGAUGCACCAGGAGGGACUGGGCAUGCAUCCCUUGCUCUGUGGCUGUGAGCGAAAGCAAUACUGUAAAUAGGAGGGUUAUUUUUUGGAGGGAAGCCCCUUGGGCUUCUUAUUCUGUGGGCUUAGCCUAAUAUUUAGGCUUGGGAGGGGGUUACUUUAUUGAGAGAAGUUCGUUAUGACUUGGGGGGGCUCCCUCCAGUCCAUCUCUCCCACUGUGGGAGAGGAAAGAACGAAUGACGAAGGUGGAGGAGGAGAAAAACUAGUUGUACUCACCCAAACUCAUCUGUGUCAUCCUUCAUGUUUUCAUUUGGGGGGUGGGGGGGAACCAGGAGGAGGAGGCAGCUAUAAAUACCCAACCCUCAGCACAAAUAUGUGCUGUACUUUUUGGGUGGAACUGCCCAUCACCUGUCCCCAGUCCUUGGUGAGGGGGUGAGGGACCUGGUGCAUGAGGAGACAUACACACCAUACGUGGGGAGUCUACCUGGGGCUCUGUUUUGAGAUGUAGCACAGGAUCAUUUUACAUGUCCUUUCUCCCAUCAGAGUUAUCUGGAUGGCUAAACACCAUUUGGGUUUGAUGACUAAUGAGCAAGCUUUUCUUUACCCUCUUUAGCUUGCUUCCCUCAUGUAACCAGCUGAUGGGCUCCAGUGGCCUUGAAGUAGGAAUGAGCUUCCGCCUCAGAGCUGGCACUUCAGUGAGACAUGAGCCAGGUGGCUUCAUCCUGGGUAAUUGCCCACUUCUCUGUCCCUUUCUUCCUUGCUUUGUGUCGUAGGAAAGGCAUUGGUGUGGCAGGGGACGCUACAACAGUAGAUACUUGGGCAAUUUCUUGCUCUGGCUCAUGGGAGAAGACAUACUCUCCUUGGGCUGACAUGCUUUCAGCCUUUGCAUGGUGGUGACAGACCUGGGGGUGGGACUCUCCCUGUUUGCAUGCAGCAAUUUAAAAUGCAAUUUCCGGUGGCAUUUGGCUGGUUCUGCAGCUGAUGGAGAGAUACAGACCUACCCAAAGGGUUGGUUAUCUUAUCUUAGGCUCUUCUGAUAAGGUGUUGCCUAUUUCUGGUGAUCAUAGGCAAGACCUGAAGAGCUGGCUGGAACAUGUCCCUUUUAGAUCUUAAAUGUGGGUGAGAUCGGCCCCACUCUAGGGAUUAGUAGAUCAGAGAGAAGGCUGUAUAAGCAAAACGAUAAGGCGGCUUUCUUCCCCCUCUGCCAUUUGUCCAGAUUACAGAGGAUUACACAUCCCCUGUUGGGAGCAGUGGCCCCUUGAUGUCUUCUCAUUUUAUGAAGCCCCUCAGUAAGGAACUGUUUUGUGACAGCAGGGGCUGUGAAGGGCAAAGGGAUGAUGAAACCUUGCCCCAGUUCUACCUGUGGCUUCAGUCUCCUGACUUGUUGAUCCCCGGCUCACCCACAUCUCCACCACACUAUUCACCUCAUCACGCACCCUUCCCCUCCGCAUUAUUCCUGGCAGUUCCCUCAGGGGAGGAGGCGUCUUUGUCCCUGCACCCUCGCAAGCACUUGGGAGGACCUGGGAAGGCAGUGUUGUGGGGUGGUUCCCACAGGAGCCUCAGCUCCGAUCCCCAGAGCAGGAACAAGGCAAGGAACCCAGCAAGGCCACCUCAUGCAGCAAGUCCAAACCGUCCAUUCCAGACAAAUCCCUGCUGUCUGCGUGGCAUCUGUAACACCACCUGGGCUGCCCUGUCCCUUCCCCUGCCACAUUACUGCCUGUGUAUAGUAUAUAUAUUAUAUAUAUAUUUAAAAAGAUGUAUAAUAUAAAGCUAUACAUAUAUACGUAUAUACGAUGACUCAUGGAUGGCCUGCCGCAUACAGGAUCCCCUGAGUGGUCUUGUCUAAGCCCAAGUGUCCCUUCACCCUUCCUCCCCUCCAUCCCUUGACCCUAUCUGUUCCGAAAUCCAACUACAGUGAACCCCGCCACCUCGGCACCUGUGUUUACAAUGUCCUAUAUAUUUGUGGUUAACAAAGUGAAGGUGGUAACUACUGGUGUCUCAAUAAAGUUAUGACGUUCAAAAUAACCAAACUA